Messenger RNA from Otolemur garnettii (small-eared galago), 1177 nucleotides. It is a transcript of the gene PRSS8, whose product is annotated as protease, serine 8. Gene Ontology annotation, biological process: positive regulation of sodium ion transport; proteolysis. The coding region runs from base 1 to 1029 and encodes 342 amino acids. The record is from RefSeq and is a predicted model, not a curated record. The transcript is spliced from 6 exons. Gene Ontology annotation, molecular function: serine-type endopeptidase activity; sodium channel regulator activity. NCBI's taxonomy places the organism in Eukaryota, Metazoa, Chordata, Mammalia, Primates, Galagidae.
AUGGCCCAGAGCGUGGGCCUAGUGCCUGGGCAGCUAGAGGCUGUGGCCAUUCUGCUCUGUCUUGGAUUAUUCCAGUUGGGGACGGGAGCUGAUGGGGCCGAAGCUGUUUGUGGUGUGGCCGCCCAAUCACGCAUCACAGGUGGCAGCAGUGCAAACCCUGGUCAGUGGCCUUGGCAGGUCAGCAUCACCUAUGAUGGCGUCCAUGUGUGUGGCGGUUCUCUCGUGUCUGAGCAGUGGGUGCUGUCAGCUGCUCACUGUUUCCCCAGAAACCACCUUAAGGAAUACUAUGAGGUAAAGCUGGGGGCCCACCAGCUGGACAUCUACUCCGAGGACAACAACUUCAUAGGUGUGAAAGAGAUAAUCACCCAUGACAGCUACCGGGAGGAGGGCUCCCAGGGGGACAUUGCACUCCUCCACCUCAAAAGAGCUAUCACCUUCUCCCGCCAUAUCCGGCCCAUUUGCCUCCCUGAAGCCAACGCCUCCUUCCCUAAUGGCCUCCACUGUACUGUCACUGGAUGGGGCCACACGGCUCCCUCAGUGGGCCUCCUACCCCCCAGGCCACUUCAGCAACUUGAGGUGCCACUGAUAAGCCGUGAAACCUGUAACUGCCUGUACAACAUCAAUGCCAAGCCUGAGGAGCCUCACUUUAUCCAGCAGGACAUGGUGUGUGCUGGCUAUGUGGAGGGUGGCAAGGAUGCCUGCCAGGGUGACUCCGGAGGUCCACUCUCCUGCCCUGUGGAAGGCCUCUGGUAUCUGGCAGGUAUUGUGAGCUGGGGUGAUGCCUGCGGUGCCCCCAACAGACCUGGUGUAUACACUCUGACCUCCAGCUAUGCCUCUUGGAUCAAAUACAAAGCAGGAGAACUCCAGCUUCAUGUGGUGCCUCAAGUCCAGGAGUCCCAGCCUGAUGGCAACCUCUGCAAAAACUCUUUGGCCUUCAGCUCUGCCCCAGCCCAGGCCUUACAGGGGCCCAUCCUUCUGCUGCCCCUGAGCUUGGCCCUGGGCCUCUUGUGCUCAUGGUACAAGCACUGAGCUACGCACCCUGGAAGCUGCCCUUGUUUUCAGGGCUGAUUCGUCAUACUCAAGGACAUGUGCCUGUUCCCAGGAAGGAAACUGGCCUCUCUCUAAUGCCCUCUGGGCCUGAGGCCUCUGUGAGCCACUCCUUCCCAGGAUUCUAUGG